Messenger RNA from Phlebotomus argentipes, 408 nucleotides. It is a transcript of the gene Nedd8, whose product is annotated as NEDD8. Gene Ontology annotation, molecular function: ubiquitin protein ligase binding; protein tag activity. The coding region runs from base 125 to 370 and encodes 81 amino acids. The transcript has 3 exons. NCBI's taxonomy places the organism in Eukaryota, Metazoa, Arthropoda, Insecta, Diptera, Psychodidae. Gene Ontology annotation, cellular component: cytoplasm; nucleus. The record is from RefSeq and is a predicted model, not a curated record. Gene Ontology annotation, biological process: modification-dependent protein catabolic process; regulation of proteolysis; protein neddylation.
UCAAAUAAAAGAGUUUCUUAGUCACGCUGAAGGUGAAUUUAAAGGAUUUCUCCGUGAAUUUCCCGAGAAAAUCGAGUAAAUAUUGUAUUAUUUGUGGUUGCAGUACGUGCAAGAAGGUCUCAAGAUGCUGAUUAAAGUAAAGACUCUCACCGGGAAAGAGAUUGAAAUUGAUAUAGAGCCCACAGACAAGGUGGACAGGAUCAAGGAGCGCGUUGAGGAAAAGGAAGGAAUUCCGCCACAGCAACAGAGAUUGAUCUUUUCCGGAAAACAAAUGAAUGAUGACAAAACAGCGGCAGAUUACAAGGUUCAAGGAGGUUCUGUGUUGCAUCUUGUCUUGGCUCUACGUGGUGGUUCAUCUCAAUUUCAAUAAAUUUGAUUAAGUUCGCUUCUCACUAAAGACUUUCUUUU